This is a messenger RNA of Saxophila tyrrhenica, 1221 nucleotides long. RefSeq lists its product as uncharacterized. Bases 1 to 1221 code for a protein of 406 amino acids. The record is from RefSeq and is a predicted model, not a curated record. The transcript is spliced from 3 exons. NCBI's taxonomy places the organism in Eukaryota, Fungi, Ascomycota, Dothideomycetes, Mycosphaerellales, Extremaceae.
AUGGCCGAAUCACUGGAGGAGCAUGCUACUGCUGAACCGCCAAGCAUCCGACCCAAGCUGCAAUGCGUUCAGUUCCUGGAGACGCACUUCGAGCAGGGAGGAGUCGACAAGAAAGGCUUUGAAAUGCUGUACCGCAUGGUGGAAAUGAUGAGCGCAAUAGGUUGGGAGACACACCUCAUCUUCCACUCAAAGAUUGCGACGGGUUCAUCUCUCGCUAAGAUGGAGUACUAUAUCAGCUGCAUGCUCCAAGGCUGCGAAGUCUUCCGUGCGAGUAUGCAAGAAGCCGCACAGAAAGCUACGGAUGCUUCCAACGCGCUCCCGGUCGUCGACACGAGCGGCAACACAACUGACGCGGAGCUGAGCAACGAUGCAAAGCUCUUUCAGAUGAUCCUUGAGCACUUCGACAAGCAUGCAUACCUGCGAUUGCACCGUCUGAGCAUCCGCAAGCCAGCGUACGGGCUCGUGAGCUUGGUCUCCUGUGCCACCAAACUCUACGAAGCACUUCAUAGGCUUUGUCAAGUUGCGCUGGAGGCCGACCGCCGGGUGAUCGCGCUGCGAGAGAGGCUCCACAAGGAUGAAGAGCUUACGGCGGCAAUUCGAGCGCAGAAGCUUGCAGAAUCGAGGGUGGAGAUGCUGGCGCCGACCAUGUAUAUGCCCCCCCUGGACAAGGCACAGUCACAGCCUCCUCCUUCUCUGAGCAAGACAUUCAGCUUCGCUGAGGACGAGCUGAAUCUCAGGCGGCACGCGCGGGCAGCGACGGUCCCCGACACUGACUUCACCACGUUCCAAGGACUCUCAACGAUCGGCACAAGGCGGCACGGAACUCAUAUCCCUCGUGUCUUCACCGGCUCUUUCAGCCAACUGGAGACCGACAUGCGCAAGAUGCAGAUCCACAAAAUCAGGACCCCGGAGGAGCCCCUGGAGGUGAAGAUCCGCGACUUUGGCGCUACGCCUCUGCUCUCGCCGUGCGACUCACCAACGGCAUUCACACCGCUUCAGCGACGCGAGGCAAUGGUCAUCAGCGACACAGAGCUGCAAGACCGUGUUAUCAACGGCGCGCUAGUCACCAGCCGUAGGCCUUCGACAAAGGAGCGAGCGCAGACCAUCGACAGCUCCUUCGAUCUCGAGGCCUGGCUGAAGCAGGACUCGGGCAAAGUGCAGUCUCCUGAGCGUGCUGAGGUGCGGCGUGGUGUUCUGCGGCACCGAGAGAAUACUUUGUGA